Molecule: messenger RNA, 2039 nt
Organism: Perca fluviatilis (European perch)
Lineage: Eukaryota; Metazoa; Chordata; Actinopteri; Perciformes; Percidae
Exons: 2
Coding region: 148-1008 (286 amino acids)
Source: RefSeq, a predicted model, not a curated record
CAUUUGCGGACUGAGCCAGUUGAGUUGAAGCAACCAGCGUUGAUAAAGAGAAGAGAGAGACAUACACACACACACACACAAACACACACACACACACACACACACACACACUCUCAUUCAGCCUCUUUGAGAAGAAGAGGGGCUGGCAUGGGGGGAAAGCUUCCAGCCCACAUCCAGGUGAAACGGGACAAUGGAUUUCAAUCUCAACUUCCUGUCAGUACACAGAUCACACCAAAGACAGUCUGGGAGAUGCGCUCUUGGUGCUGGCCUGGUUCAGCCACAGAGGGAGUGCUCUCGGCCUCUAGAGGAUGGCUGCGUUUCUUCUUACUGCUGAAGCUGGUGACGGUGCUGUUGUUCCCCCACACAGCAGGCCUUCCCCUGCUGGUGGGCUGUGUGUUCAGCUUGCGGGCCCUGUUGCUGCUGCGCUCCCCUCACAUCUCCACCAAGCCCUCCACUGUGCUCCUGGGCCGGCUGGCUCUGACAGACAGCCUCGUGCUGCUGCACUGGAUGCUUCAGCCGGGAGCGCCACUCGUCUGGUUGAUGGAGGAGGCGGGCUGUGAGACUACAACGGGCCUCAUGGAGGAGGGGGAAUCAGUUUGGUGGAGGGAGGCUGUGAGCAUGCUCUGUCUGCAGCUGCUUGAUGCUCACCACCUGGCCUCUCUGCUCCUGCUGGGGCUGCUGGGACUGGAGGCAACGUUGGUGUCACGCUGGCCUCAACAGACUCGCAGAUUCAGGACUUCUCACUGGGCUCAGCUCAGCUGCAGCCUGGUCUGGACACUUGUGCUGCUUGAACUAUUGUACUCGCUCCACUCACAACUUUUGACCAGGCCUCAGAAUUAUUUCACAACGCUACAAACCUCUCAAAGUUCCCCUCUGGGUCUGGUGCCUCUUCCCUCCCUUCCAGGUUUCUCCUCAUGCCUGAGAAGGACAUUAUGGCUGGUGAAUUUAUGGCUGCAUUAUGUUGUCUUUUAUAGCAGAAGAAAGAAGAGUAAGAGCUUCUUUCAUUAAGAGUUAUUGAUAUUCUAUUUUAUUUAUAUAGUAAAACUAUUGUAAUAUUGCAGGAAAUAUUCUGAGUAAGAUGUCUUUAUAUGGGCCUUAAAUUGAGACUAACUGAACAAUUUCCCCUUUGGCUACAAUUGCAUCACAAAAAUUGACAUGUGUGCACUUUUACUUUUGUGAUAAAACCACUAAAAUGUUUAUGUGUGUAAUAGUAGCACAAGUACAGGACACCAUAAGCAACUGGUCAUACCAGACCAACUGAAGCUGUAGUAGUGUAUCGCAUAGAGAAAAGGUGCUUUUUGAACUUGACUUUUCAUUUGUAAAAAGAUGAAGACCAUUCCAGGAAAGGCAUAGAUAUUGUGAAAUGUGGCUUUAGGCGGGAUUUUCAAUGAAAAGUUUCCUCUGUUUACAUUGAAGAGGCUUGCAAUCUCACAUUUUAAGAGUGAGAGAUUAUGAUCGGGUUCAUAUUGUAAACAUGCUCUCAUCCUGCAGUCUCUCAGCGGUUCGAUCUGGCAGACAGACAAGAUGUUAAAAUGAAAUACGGUGCUCUGACCAAUGUUUGCAAAAUAAAAGAGCACAAGGCAACAUAUUAAGUAAUUUAAUGUUGCUCUUCACAGUCUCUAAUUUGUGUUUCAAGAUGUGUUCUGUUUGCAUAAUCAUGUCCCCCUUGCUGCCCAAUAACUCACAUAUGUCUGUUUACAUUAUUUGGCACCAUAUCAUUUGCACAGUAAAAAGUAAAAAACACAAACUGGGAUGGUUCAGUAGCAAGAUUUGUUUUUCUUUCCAUAAAUGGAAACAGUUGCGUUUAUCCACCCAGUUACUUAGCUAGCUACUGAUCAGAUAAUACGCACACAAAAGCAAUGUCUGCCUAUAUGAGUCAAACGAUGGUCAUGCUGAUAAGACAGAAGCCACAAAAACACAGGGCUUAAGACUUGAAGACAGUACCCAGGCACAUGGUGGUUGGAGCCCAGAUUUCAGCUACUACAAUCAUCCUUGCAUUACACAAAUGUGUCUCUGAUGAUAUAAAAGAUCAAAGUUGU